This is a messenger RNA of Suillus plorans, 525 nucleotides long. RefSeq lists its product as uncharacterized. The record is from RefSeq and is a predicted model, not a curated record. NCBI's taxonomy places the organism in Eukaryota, Fungi, Basidiomycota, Agaricomycetes, Boletales, Suillaceae. The transcript has a single exon. Bases 1 to 525 code for a protein of 174 amino acids.
AUGGCCCCGCACAUCAACUCUCCCACCAGCGAUGUGGAAAUUGAACAAGCGCCACGUCCCACAUGUCCCAAACGGGCCAGUGCUCCGACUGCCAAGGUACUUAGUGCUGAUAAUGCUGCUGAUUUAGAACUUUCUUCGCACAGGAAGGCUCACGAAGCAGUGGCUGCCAAAUGUAAGGCUCUUGUCAUUGAUGAUGACGAACCUAGUGCCCCUCCUGACCAAGCCACAAAAAAAUGCGUGCACAAAUGCAUGCUGGAUGAGUUUGUGCCUGACAAUGACAAUACUUCUGCGACUGCUUCCCCUGUCAAACGUGCAAACAAACACAUCCAAAAAUGCAUGACAGAUGCACUGGCCAGUGUGGAUGUUAUUGAUGCUGAAGGCUUCCUCGAAGACAUUGAGGUACUGGACAUCGACGAACUGGUGAAGCCCCGACGUGAACAAUGCAGUUGUGAUAUUGAUGUGUUGUUCUCAGCUUCAUACCUCAAGGAUGGCAAGCGAUACCGUGACUGCGAUGCAUGCACAUAA